UGUGUUGUGAAGGGUCAUCAAGCAGUUUCGGUGUCGAGCUCCCUCAGCGAAUCAGUGCUCAUCCAGGUGAACAUAGUUGAUGCUGAUUGGCUAUAUAGUAUGUAAUGGUCCACUAUUACGUCCAGGCCGUCCGAAAUUUUGCUGAGGCGCUUGCGAUGAUGGCAGCAUUGAUAGACUGUUACAAUUCAAAGUGUAGUGUGGCGACCUCCGCUCUUCCGACGACGAGGACGGAACAGCUUAUUUUCCUCAAUUUUCUCGCAUGGCGGCCUCUGUAUCAUGCUGUAUGCUCCGUGUGUAUGUUGGUAUGUUCAUCAAUCAUCUGUUCUGAUUCCUGGUGACUUGAGAACGCAGCCCGGUCGUAUUUUCGGAUUGAAUACCAAUGAGCCCUGUUCUUCGCAUCAGAAGACCGUGCGACUGCAUCCUCCGGUGUAGCAUGGAAAAGACGUACCUUCAUUAUCUCCAACGUC
Molecule: messenger RNA, 467 nt
Organism: Guyanagaster necrorhizus
Lineage: Eukaryota; Fungi; Basidiomycota; Agaricomycetes; Agaricales; Physalacriaceae
Exons: 1
Coding region: 105-338 (77 amino acids)
Source: RefSeq, a predicted model, not a curated record